Molecule: messenger RNA, 2701 nt
Organism: Seriola aureovittata
Lineage: Eukaryota; Metazoa; Chordata; Actinopteri; Carangiformes; Carangidae
Gene: mon1a
Product: MON1 secretory trafficking family member A
Exons: 6
Coding region: 145-1707 (520 amino acids)
Biological process (GO): protein targeting to vacuole; vesicle-mediated transport
Source: RefSeq, a predicted model, not a curated record
GCAUUGUGUUGACUAGCAAGAAGAAGUACUCCUGUCUUGUCUCUGCUAGUUAGCUAGCUGCAGUAACUGUGACAAUCGAGUUGUGGAGCACAAUGAGACAACUCCGGAAAUGAAAGGUGUGUGUCCCUGCCCUCAGUAGCAGUGAUGGACGGAGAAGCCCAAAGGGCGGCUGUGUCAUGGGAGAAUGGCACUCUGGCUCCUGUGGACCGCCUUCGCUCCGAAAGGGCAGACAGCCCCACACCAGGUCUGGUGGAAGGAACUGAACCAGGUGCCGGUCAGAAGAGUGCCAUGUUCGUCCAUGCACAGUCUUUUGAGGAUCUGACUGCGGAGACUGAAGAAGUGGCUCAGAGGGACGCUGAACUGGACAAGUCAGAAGGAGAGUGUACAGACGAGCUCAAGGUUCUGGUGGGCGAGAAAACCAUAGAGGAGCAACGCAACAGCAUUUCAUCGGAGACCAGGUCUAAGGAGGAGGAUGUGUCCAGCGAGGCGUGGAGGAGCCACAGAAAACAUGUGUUUGUGCUGAGCGAGGCUGGAAAGCCAAUCUACACCCGCUAUGGCACAGAGGAGGCUCUGUCCAGCACCAUGGGGGUGAUGAUGGCCCUCGUGUCCUUCGUAGAAGCCGAGAAGAACAUCAUCCGCUCCAUCCAUGCAGAUGGCUGUAAAGUGGUUUUCCUCACUAAGAGCCCUUUGGUCCUGGUGGGCGUGUCUCGGACCUGUCAGUCAGACAAGGAGCUGCUGCGGGAGCUGCAGUACAUCUACUACCAGAUCGUCAGCUUGCUCACGCUCACUCAGCUCAACCACAUCUUCCAACACAAGCAGAACUACGACCUGCGCCGCCUUCUGGCUGGCUCCGAGUAUCUCACCGACAACCUGCUGCAUCGGCUGGACCGAGACCCCGGCCUGCUCCUCAGCGCUGUCACCUGCCUGCCUCUGGCCAGCUCCUCCAGGGAUGUGGUCUCAUCAAGCCUGCAGGCCGCUAAAGCCAAAAACCUGGUGUUCUCCAUCCUGCUGGCGGGGGACCGGCUUGUUACCCUGGUGAGAAAAAAGGACCAGUUCCUGCACCACAUAGACUUGCACCUAGUCUUCAACCUUGUCGGCUCCUCUUCGUCCUUCCGAGAGGGUGAAGGCUGGACGCCGAUCUGCCUGCCAAAGUUUAACACUGCAGGAUUUUUCCACGCUCACAUUUCUUACCUGGAGCCUGCGUCCGAGCUCUGCCUCAUCCUGGUCUCAACAGACAGAGAGGACUUUUUUAACAUGUCCGACUGCAAGAAACGGUUCCUGGAGAGGCUGAGUAAGCGCAGUGCCUACCAGGCUCUGAAAGAGGCGCUUAAAUGUCCCAGUUACUCUGUGGCGCAGGUCGGCAUCCCAGAGCUCAGGCACUUCCUGUACAAAUCAAAGAGCUCGGGGUUGUACACCAGUCCAGAGUUUCCUGCGGUGUACCAGUCUGACGAGGAGCAGGAGAGGCUGAUGGGUCUGUACCAGGACCUUCACAGCUGCUUGCACCAUCCAACCAGACCUCUCCGUUCCUUCUACCGCUGUGGUGAAACUGAAAACCUGCUGGCGUGGGUGACAAGCGGCUUCGAGCUCUACCUCUGCUUCAGUCCGCUGGCGACCAAGGCCUUGGCGGUCUCUGCUGUCAACAAACUGCUGAAGUGGAUCAGGAAGGAGGAGGAUCGUCUCUUCAUCCUGAGUCCUCUCACAUACUGAGCCUCGCUGCUGGCUGACCGACCUCCUGGAACAAAAAGAGUUAUCCCUGAACUGAACGCCGCCUGGCCCGGUGCUGUACCAGCUUCUGUGGAUGAAGCAGUCGUCAGUUCAGUGUCCACAUACUGUAUGAUUGUCAAAGCUAUGCAUUUCUUGCUAAUGGGUUCCUCUGAUCUAAUUCACAGAUUUGUGAUGAAGUAGAUUGUGCAAUGAUGGUAAAUUAAAGCUGUAUUUUAGCUGGCUAGAUUAAAAAAAAAAAAAAAAAAAAAAUGAUUUGGAUAACAGCAACAGAUGGAAGCAGCAUCAGCACCAAUACACAAACAUAACACAAAAACUUGUGGUGUCUGUUUGCUGCUGAGGUUGUUUCAUAAAUAAUUGUUUUACUGUAUUUACUUAUUAUGCCUCUCAGAUUAAGAAAAAUGCUGUGUCUUUUUUUUAUGCUAUCAACUCUUUAAAAAACUCUUAAAAAUCAAGAAUAAAAUUUUAAUUUAAAACUGGAAACUUGCAGUACAAUGUAUUAUUAUAAGACAUAUGUCAAAACAUGGCUAACACUCCUGUUGUGUUUUCACUUUACAUGAUGACCAAGAACUGCACAAACCAUCGUCAUUUUACUUCUAUGCACUUUCUUUAUGCAAACGGCACUCUAAGAAAUGUGAUCAUGAGUUUAUAUAACAUGUUUACUGCUGUCAAUUUUUGUGUCAACAUGUAUUGUUCAUGUCAGUAUCAUGGAAGUCUAUUCAUGUACUAGUGUCCAUUAGCACUUUCCUUAGAUAUUCCAUUUACCAUAAUAUGCAAACUAAUACCAAGAAAAGUGUUGUAUCAUUUGUUUUUUAUACCUGUGUAUAGUCAAUACGGUUCAUUAUGUCUCAUGGGCUUUGCUUAAGGAAUCUAACGUUGCCACAUCUGCCUCCACGAAUCAUGCCUUAACUAAUGAUCAUUGUGCAACUCAGAAAAUGAGAUGGCAUAUAUAUAAAUAAAUGAUUAGUAAUAAAAAAGA